AUGGAUUUUAUGAGGCUCAACACACCCAUUACUUAUAUCUUCCUCUCUUUCUUUUUCGUCUUCUUUUCUUCAUCGUCUGCUUUUAACAUCACUGAAGUUCUAAACAAGUACCCGGAGUUCAGCAUCUUCAACGACUACCUGACCCGAACCCAAGUUUCCAGGCAGAUCAAUGAGCACCCAGUCGUGACGAUUCUCGCGGUCAACAAUGCCGCCAUGUCCUCAUUAGUAGGAAAAUCAAUGGACCUCAUCAACAGAGUGAUGCGCAUCCACGUAUUUUUAGACUUCUAUACCCUCAAUAAGUUGAAGAGCUUGCCAUCUUCGCAGCCUUCCCAAGUGACCACAUUGCUUGAAUCUCCUGACCAACAACGCUACUUGAACAUCACAAAUGUUGGCACCCUCUCAAUUGUUUCGGGUGCUGGUUCUGAGAAAGUAGGUGUCCUUCGAGAUAUUUAUCCUGACGACAUUUAUAAGACAUCAAUUGUGGAAGUUAGCAAUGUAAUUAUGCCUUCAAGCUUAUUAACUACUUCACCCUCAUCACCAUCACCUUCUCCGCCAUCUUCAGUGCCUUCUCUGCCAUCUUCGGCACCUUCUCCGCCCUCAUCAGUGCCUUCUUCAUCCACUUUCAACAUCACCAAAAUUCUAUUCGACUAUCCAGAUUUCACCACAUUCAAUACCUACCUCACCGACACUCAAGUUUGUGACCAAAUCAAUGCAGGCUCCUCCAUCACGGUCCUUGCAGUUAACAAUGCCGCCAUGUCCCCUUUAGUAGGAAAAUCAGCCGACAUUAAGAAGAAGGUGCUAAGCCUCCAUGUUAUUACAGGCUACUAUACCCUCAACAAAUUCAGGAGCUUGCCAAAUUCGCAAACAACCCAACUGAACACAAUGCUCGAAUCUUCUUUCCAAUCAGUAGGCUUUCAAGGUUUGUUGAACGUCACAAAUGGGGACACUGUCUCGCUUGUUUCUGCUUCCGGUUCUGAAAAAGCACAGCUAGUUAAAGAUAUAUACACUGAUGAUUUCAAAAUAUCAGUGGUGGAAAUUAGCAAUCUAAUUGUUCCUUCAGACUCACCAACUUCACCGCCUUCAUCUCCUUCUGCAUCCCCUCCUUCUGCAUCCACUUCAUCGCCUCCUUCAUCCACUCCUUCUUCAUCAUCUCCCUUUGACAUCACCAAAACUCUAACCGGAAGCCCUGAUUUCAACCUCUUCAGGGCCUACCUUACUCAAACCCAAGUAGCUAACCAGAUCAAUGAACGUAAAACCAUGACAAUCUUCGUUGUCAACAACGGUGCCAUGACCUCUUUAGUAGACAAACCAAUGGAGAUUAAGAAAAAGGUUUUGAGUCUCCACGUUAUCAUGGACUACUAUACCGUCCAAAAGUUCCACAACUUGCCGGUUUCGCAGCCCACUCGAAUAAACACACUGCUUCAAGUUACUGACCAGCCAAGUGCCCAACAAGGCUUUGUGAACGUCACAAAUGGGGACACCAUCUCGAUUGUUUCAGCCGCUGGUUCAGACCAAGCAGUCGUAGUUCGAGAUAUUGCUGCUGAUGAAAGUUCUUACGUAUCAGUAGUGCAAAUUAGUAAUCUAAUAUUGCCUUCAAGCUUAACUGCGCCAACCCCAUCACCUUCUUCAAACCCAGGUAAGUUGCGAUCUGCAGCGCCAGUCAAGGCUCCAACUAGCAGCAUUGCAGCCGCACCAGUAUCCAAUGCACCAAUUACCUCAAUUGCCAGCGGACCAAUUGGAGCUGCCCUAGCUCCGCAUGCAUCUGCAGUCUCUUCUAUUGAAUGUGCUUCUAUUGUAACUACGAUUUUGGUGUCGGCUUUUUCUCUGGCUUCCGUGAUCCUGAUUUGA
Molecule: messenger RNA, 1848 nt
Organism: Prunus armeniaca (apricot)
Lineage: Eukaryota; Viridiplantae; Streptophyta; Magnoliopsida; Rosales; Rosaceae
Source: the annotation of a GenBank genome assembly